UCGAAAGAAAUCAGACAUGAUAAGAAGUCUAAAGACAGCAAGACAUGCAUUUAAAGUUUCAUUGAAGUACCAGAAGGAAAAUGCUAUAACUCGCUAUACAUGGAAUAAAUUAUCGGUUUCUUUCUUCAUAAAACUUUACAGCUGCUUCUACUUCAAAAAAUUGCAAGAUUGACCUGAAGUCAUGAGUUUUGGUUCAAAGCCAGACAACUUUUCAAGAUAUGGGUUUGAAAAUGCCCCUCUGAGUAAGCUGCUUGUAUUGGCCAGUGGAGCAGUAACUGUAAACUAUCUGCUUAUGCCCAAGGAAUACUCUACAUUGCUUCACCUCCAUUGGCCUCUUGUUACCGUGAGCAAAGAGGUCUGGAGGUUGAUAACCAGCCAAUUUGCAUAUGAAAGCACUUUUGAGCUCUUGUGUGGUUCUGCAUUAAUGUACAAUCUUAGAAUUCUGGAGAGGCAGUGGGGUACAAGAAAAUUUGCAUCCUUCAUUUUUGCCAGUUCUUCAAUCACAAUUGGAUCACACUUCUUGGCAAACUAUUUUGAGUGGAUCUCCUCCUAUGUUCCAGUUUCAAAAACUUUGGCUGGUGGAUUAUAUGGACCAAUAUUUGCUUUGAUGUUUUAUUAUGCUAAAGAUGUUUAUUGUGGAUCUGUACUGCCAAGACAUAACAAUAUUUCAAUGGGCAGCAAAUUGUUGAGCUAUUUAAUAGCCAUGAAGAUGAUGCUCUUGAACAAAAGCUCCUUGGUGGCAAGCAUUCUUGGUUUGCUGUCUGGAGUACUGUAUAGACUCAAUUUUGUGUAUGUUUCAAAAUGGUUGUGUAUCCCAACGAGAAUAUCACAGCUCACCCAAGCUGUUUAUGACUGGUUUCAAGUAGGGUCUGAUAAGAAAUCAAACCACUGUAAAAGUUUUUAUGGGGCAACAGCAGAAAUUCAUGAUGAUAUGGUGUAUGAUUACUUGUCAAGAUGGCAGAUGUCACAAGGAGGAUUUGAAUCGGGGCCGAGGCCACAAGUUGGACAGGGCUACAUGGAUAAUCUCCAACCCCGUGGAACCUCGUUGCAAGAGUUUUUGGAUAAUUUGGGUGCAUCCCCAAAUGGUCAUACAGUCAAUCAGUGGGAACAGGGUGACACAACUUCUGACUCCCAAGCAAAUCAGAUAAGGAGAAGGCAGCUAGAAACAGACCAAGAGAGUGAAAAUGAAAAGAUAGAGCGUCUUGUUGAGAUGGGCUUUACACACGAUGCUGUUGUUGGUGCUCUGGAAGAAUCAAACCAUAAUGUUGAGAGGGCAACAAAUAUUCUCUUAUCACGUGUCUCCAUCUAGCAUUGGUCAAAAUUCAACCUUCAACCAGCUAGGGACCAAUCAAAUGACAAGCUAUGAUCAAGACUCAACGAAAUCACUUUCACGCUUGCAUACCACUGUCCAUAGAAAGAAUGCGAAUUUUUUUUAAACAAUUAGAGACGAUGAAGUUUUCAGUUACACCGUAUGUGACACAGUUUUGCUAUCUUGUUUUUGAAAGCUUUGUAUUAAAGCAGAUUAGCUAUCUAUUUGCUAUCUAUUUGUAAUGUGAAUAAGGCCUACAGCCAAGCAAUGUACUGACCAAUAC
Messenger RNA from Rhopilema esculentum, 1592 nucleotides. Its product is annotated as ubiquitin-associated domain-containing protein 2. Gene Ontology annotation, cellular component: membrane. Lineage: Eukaryota; Metazoa; Cnidaria; Scyphozoa; Rhizostomeae; Rhizostomatidae. The record is from RefSeq and is a predicted model, not a curated record. Gene Ontology annotation, molecular function: serine-type endopeptidase activity; protein binding.